Messenger RNA from Lactuca sativa (garden lettuce), 1199 nucleotides. Its product is annotated as squamosa promoter-binding protein 1. Lineage: Eukaryota; Viridiplantae; Streptophyta; Magnoliopsida; Asterales; Asteraceae. Gene Ontology annotation, molecular function: DNA binding. Gene Ontology annotation, cellular component: nucleus. The record is from RefSeq and is a predicted model, not a curated record.
CAUGGAAUCCGAACAUCGGAAUCACUUAUUCCUAUUCCAAAGCUUCACUUUCUUGUUCUCUCUAUAUAAAGAGUAAAGACCCUCUUUCAAGGGAAUGAGAAGAAGAAAAUCCAAAUCCAACAUGGAUGACAAGUUUACUAACGACAUCAUGGAAGAAUGGGAAAUGGAUGAUGACAUGGCAUUCGUAGAUGAUGGGCGGAAGAAAGCAGCAAUGGGUGGAAAGAGGGGUUCCGGUAGUGGUGGGCCCACACAACCGGUUUGCCACGUGGCAAAUUGCACAACCGAUAUGACAAGAUCCAAAGCAUAUCACCGGAGGCAUAAAGUAUGUGAGGUUCAUGCAAAGGCUCCAAUUGUUGUUAUCGGUGUACGUCAACAGCGAUUCUGUCAGCAAUGUAGCAGGUUUCAUGACCUAACGGAAUUUGAUGAUGCAAAAAAGAGUUGUCGCAGGCAAUUGGCUGGACAUAAUGAACGAAGGCGUAAAAGCUCCUACGAACCGUAUGGGGAAAGUUCCGAAUGAUAAAUAAAUAAAUAAUAAAUUUAAAAAAUAAAAAAUAAAAAAAAAAAAAAGCACUCCAAGGAAUCAUUAUAAAUCACCAAACCUCGUUUCAAAUAAGAUAAGAGUAAAUUACACGAAUAGUCCCUAUGGUUUAGGGUAAUUUGCGUGUUUGAUCCAUAACUUAUUUUUUUAACUCGGAAGGUUCCUCCUGUUUGUUUUUGUUACGCACUUGGUCCCUGUCUUACCUACAAAAAACUAUUUUGCUCUUGAUUUUUUAAUUUAUUUAAAUAAACAUACUUUCAACUCCAUCCUCAUCACCUUACCUUACCUACCGCAUCAUUUUUUCAUAUUUAAAUAAUAGUCUUUUUAGGUAAGACAGGGACCAAACGCGUAACGAAAACAAACAAUAAGGACCAAGCGCGUAACAAAAACAAACAGUAUGGACUUUCCGAGUUAAAAAAAUAAGUUUGGGACCAAACACGCAAAUUACCCCAAGUCAUAGGGACCAUUCAUGUAAUUUACUCAUAAGAUAAUAACUAUAUCGAGUAACAUGCUCUCCCUCUCUCCUCUGUCAGUCCUCUUUUUGGACUAUGUUAACUAAUUAGGGGUAUUUGUUUUUAUCGACUGGAGCUUUAUGUAUUUCGGCGUUGUAUAAAUUCACUGGAUUGUUAAUAAAGUAAACAUGGUUUACAUGUUUUUAUUA